This is a messenger RNA of Racocetra fulgida, 1137 nucleotides long. Lineage: Eukaryota; Fungi; Glomeromycota; Glomeromycetes; Diversisporales; Gigasporaceae. The record is from the annotation of a GenBank genome assembly.
GGUUAUAUUUAUCCGUUAUAUUUGUCUCCACUACGUAAAAUUCCCGGUCCACCUGUUGAUAAUUUCAUUCUUGGACAUUAUGCUACUUUUUUAAAGAAAGGGUUAGGUGAAUCUCUUGCCCACUUAGCAAAACAAUAUGGCGGGAUAGUUCGAUAUCAUGCUUUAUUCAACAAACCCUAUUUAUUGAUUUCCGAUCCAAAACUUGUCCAAAAAGUACUGAUAAAUCAUUCUUAUGAUUAUGCAAAGUUGUUCUUAAACACAACUGUAGCAAAGGAUAUGUUUGGUGAAGGUAUUUUACUUGCUAAUGGAGAUUCUCAUAAACGACAAAGAAAAAUGAUGAAUCCUUCAUUCGCUUUUGCCAAUAUCAAGGAAAUGGCACCAACAUUCGUUCAAGCUGGCUAUAAAUUAAAAGAUAUCUGGAUAAAACAAAUUGGCAAUAAGAAAGAGAAAAGAAUUACGAUAACUGCAUUAAUUCCAAAGAUAACUUUGGACGUUAUUGUUGUUGAACAAAAGAAUUCUCUUAUUCAAGGAAAAGAUUUAUUGUCUUUGUUGGUAAAAGCAAAUGAGAAGUUGCCUGUUGAUGAACAAUUAACACAUGAUGAAUUACUUAGCCAGGUUAUGACAUUACUCAUAGCUGGACAUGAAACAACUAGUACUGCAUUAUCUUGGGCACUAUACUAUCUUGCAAAAUAUCCAGAUGUUCAGAAUCAUCUUCGAAAAGAAUUACUGGACGUAUUUAUUGAUCGUAAUCAUUUUCCAACAUUUGAUGAAAUUGAACAGUUGAAAUAUUUAGAUUGUGUCUUUAAAGAAACUUUAAGGAUCGCUCCACCUUUUUAUGCAAUCCAUCAUGAUCCGUUAAUUUGGGGUGGUGAUGCAAAACAUUUUAAUCCAUCUCGGUGGCUUGAUCCAGAAAUAAAAGCAAAAAUAUCAAAUAAUACUUUCUUCCCUUUUGGCGCUGGCCCAGCAAGUUGCUUAGGAAUGAAAAUGGCUCAAUUGGAACUUAAAUUCAUUUUAUCCAUAAUUAUUAGAAAUUUUGAGUUUAAAUUAGUUGAAGGUUUUACUUUUCAAAAGAAAACACUUGUUGUAACUAGACCUGAACCUGGAAUUGAUUUAUGGGUUUCAAAAGUGGAUUAUUAA